Molecule: messenger RNA, 811 nt
Organism: Brassica oleracea var. oleracea
Lineage: Eukaryota; Viridiplantae; Streptophyta; Magnoliopsida; Brassicales; Brassicaceae
Product: probable WRKY transcription factor 50
Exons: 3
Coding region: 138-647 (169 amino acids)
Biological process (GO): regulation of DNA-templated transcription
Molecular function (GO): sequence-specific DNA binding; DNA-binding transcription factor activity
Source: RefSeq, a predicted model, not a curated record
ACACGUUUCUACAGAUUAUAUAUUUUAUUAACGCUUACCUUGAAGCUUCCUUUCUAAAGUUAAGUCUUCAUAUUCCAAAAAAAAAAGAUUUCUUGAAACAUUCUUUUUAUAUGAAUACAUAGUAGUGUUUUUGAGUUAUGAAUGAUGAAGAGACAAACUUGGCGAGAAGUUUCAGCGAUGAUACUCACUCAGGGUUGGGACUUCCGGAUCUAUACUUGACAGAUGAAUGGAUGGACGAUGAUCUUGUCUCUGCUGUUUCCGGGAUGAAUCAUUCUUAUGGUUAUCAGACCAAUGUUGAUGCUGUUUUCUUCUCCGGUUCCUCUAGCAGUUUCAUUCAGCCCACAUCUCCAAGUACUAAAGCUUCUGUUGCCUCUGCUUCUGCCGAAACUCAAGUAAAGAAAGAAAAGAAGAAAGUUAAAGAGAGAGUUGCAUUCAAGACAAGGUCUGAUGUUGAAGUGCUUGACGACGGUUUCAAGUGGAGAAAGUAUGGCAAGAAGAUGGUGAAGAACAGCCCACAUCCCAGAAACUACUACAAAUGUGCAGCUGAUGCCUGUCCAGUGAAGAAAAGGGUUGAAAGAGAUAAAGAUGAUCCAAGCUUUGUUAUAACAACUUAUGAGGGCUCCCACAAUCACUCAAGCAUGUACUAAGGCUCCUAAGGAUUUUAUAAAUUUUUUGGUUUUACUAUAACCAAUGCUAUUCAUGGUAUGUGCUCUUUUUUUUUUGGUCAAAUCAUGGUAUGUGCUCUUAUGAAUCUGUUCUUGAGACUUUACAAUGUUUAUUAUAUUUAUACUGCUUCUAAGUUCUUUGUAUU